AUGGCACCCGGCCUGGUCGAUCCUCAACCCGCCGUCGAGCCCUCACAGCAACGAAACCUCUCCUCCGUCACCGAGCAGUACGAAGAUACGUUGCGCUUCUAUCUAAACGGCACGAAGGUCGUGCUCGAUACUGCGGAUCCAGAGGUCACACUACUAGAGUACCUUCGAGGCAUUGGCUUGACGGGUACGAAGCUAGGCUGCGCAGAAGGAGGCUGCGGUGCCUGCACUGUGGUGGUAUCCCAGUACAACCCGACCACCAAGAAGAUAUACCAUGCGUCAGUGAAUGCGUGUUUGGCACCUCUAGUGUCAGUCGACGGAAAGCAUGUCAUCACAGUCGAAGGCAUUGGUAAUGUGAAGAGACCACACCCAGCACAGGAGCGAAUAGCCAAAGGCAAUGGAAGUCAGUGUGGCUUCUGCACGCCAGGCAUAGUGAUGAGCCUGUAUGCUUUACUGAGGAACACCGACGGUCCGUCAGAACACGAGGUCGAGGAGUCCUUCGAUGGCAACCUCUGCAGAUGUACCGGGUACCGUCCAAUCCUGGACGCAGCACAGACCUUCAGCUCAGCAAGAGGCUGUGGAAAGUCCACAAGCAAUGGCGGUGGUGGAUGCUGUAUGGAUGACCAAACAGACGGAGCAAAGGGAUGCUGUCAAGCUGGUGCCAAAGAUGAUGGUCAGCCAAUCAAGCGCUUCACGCCGCCUGGCUUCAUCGAAUACAACCCCGACACCGAGCUGAUCUUCCCGCCGCCGCUAAGACGACAUGAGUACAAGGCUUUAGCUUUUGGCAAUAAGCGUAAGCGGUGGUAUAGGCCUGUAACACUGCAACAACUACUGGAGAUCAAGAGUGCGUAUCCAUCAGCCAAGAUUAUAGGAGGCAGCACAGAAACCCAAAUCGAAGUGAAGUUCAAAGCUAUGCAGUACACUGUCUCUGUCUUUGUUGGCGACAUUCCAGAGCUGAGGCAAUGCAAUUUUGAAGAUGACUACGUCGAGAUUGGUGGUAAUAUCACGCUGACAGAUUUGGAGUAUCUUGCCGUGGAUGCCGUGGCGCAUUACGGCGAGAGAAGGGGCCAGCCAUUCUCUGCGAUCAACAAGCAGAUUAGAUACUUCGCUGGACGUCAGAUCAGAAACGUUGGCACACCUGCUGGUAAUCUCGCCACUGCUUCACCGAUAUCAGAUCUCAAUCCAGUGCUUCUGGCGACGAAUGCCACAAUCGUAGCACGGUCGCUUGACGAGACCAUCGAAAUACCCAUGACAGACUUCUUCAAGGCUUACCGAGUCACGGCGCUUCCUCCAGAUGCCAUUAUUGCCAGCAUACGGAUACCGGUGUUCAAUGAGAAGGGCGAAUACAUGCGAGCGUACAAGCAGUCGAAACGGAAAGAUGAUGAUAUUGCUAUUGUCAACGCUGCGCUCCGCGUGCAUCUCGAUGACGAUAAUGUCGUCAGGAAUUGCAGCCUUGUCUACGGCGGAAUGGCUCCUACCACUGUGGGCGCCAAAAAAGCUAUGGCGUUCCUCGAGGGCAAAGUGUUCACAGAUCCGAAGACAUUAGAAGGUGUCAUGAAUGCCCUCGAACAAGACUUCGAUCUACGCUUCGGUGUUCCGGGUGGCAUGGCAACAUAUCGCAAGUCACUAGCUCUCGGCUUCUUCUACAAGUUCUAUCAUGAGAUAUUGGCCGAGCUCAACCCAGAAGGUACAGAGAUCGAUCAAGACUGCCUUGCGGAAAUUGAGCGAGAGAUAUCGAAAGGCAGAAAGGACCAUGCUGCUGGCGUCGCUUACGAAAAGAAAGUCAUAGGCAAGGAGCAACCACAUGUGGCGGCAAUGAAGCAAAGCACAGGCGAAGCACAGUACACCGAUGAUAUCCCUGUGCAAAAGAACGAGCUUUAUGGCUGUCUGGUACUGAGCACAAAAGCGCAUGCCAAGAUCCUAGGUGUGGAUGCUUCCCCUGCCCUGGACGUCCCAGGAGUGUUCGAGUAUGUUGAUCACAACGACUUGCCGGAUCCUAAAGCCAAUUAUUGGGGUGCCCCGAACUGUGAUGAGACAUUCUUUGCAGUCGAUGAGGUAUUUACAGCUGGUCAGCCGAUCGGCUUGGUGCUCGCCACAUCCGCGAAACAAGCAGAAGCUGGUGCACGAGCUGUCAGAGUGGACUACGAAGAGCUUCCAGCGAUCUUCACGAUGGAAGAGGCGAUAGAAGCAAACAGCUUCUUCGAACACUAUCAUUACAUCAAUAAUGGCGAUGUUGACAGAGCGUUCGCCGGAGCUGACCACGUAUUUACCGGCAUAGCACGGAUGGGCGGGCAAGAGCACUUCUAUCUGGAGACCAAUGCAGCUGUAGCCAUACCUAAGCCGGAGGAUGGCGAGAUGGAGAUCUACAGCUCGACGCAGAACCCUUCAGAGACGCAAGCAUACGUUGCGCAAGUGACGGGCGUAGCGGCGAACAAGAUUGUGAGCAAAGUCAAGCGUCUGGGAGGUGGCUUCGGUGGGAAAGAGACUAGAUCUAUCCAGGUGGCAGGUAUCUGCGCGAUUGCAGCAAAGAAGACCAGGCGACCUGUAAGAAUGAUGCUGAGCCGUGACGAGGACAUCCUAACUUCUGGUCAACGGCAUCCAUUCUUGGCGAGGUGGAAGGUCGCUGUGAACAAGGACGGCAAGCUGCAAGCUCUGGACUGCGACAUCUUCAACAAUGGAGGUUGGUGUCAGGACCUAAGCGCAGCUGUUGUGGACAGAGCACUGAGUCACGUUGAUGGAGUCUACAAGAUCCCCAACGUGUUCGUGCGCGGAAGAGUGUGCAAGACGAAUACUGUCUCCAAUACUGCGUUCCGCGGAUUCGGAGGACCGCAGGGCAUGUUCAUAUGCGAAUCCUUCAUGGAGGAAGUGGCAGAUCGUCUGGAGAUGCCGAUCGAGGAGUUGAGAGAGAUAAACAUGUACAAGUCCGGUGAGAAGACGCACUUCAACCAGGAGCUCAAGGACUGGUACGUACCUCUAAUGUGGAAUCAGCUUCGCCAAGAAUGCGACUGGGAGCGUCGGACGCAAGAAGUGGCAGCCUUCAACGCGAAGAGCAAGUGGAAGAAGCGCGGCAUGGCUCUGAUACCGACCAAGUUCGGUAUCUCAUUCACUGCGCUGUUUCUCAAUCAAGCUGGCGCUCUAGUCCACAUAUACCACGACGGCAGCAUCCUCGUCGCACACGGUGGCACAGAAAUGGGACAAGGACUGCACACGAAGAUGACCAUGAUCGCUGCAGAAGCAUUAGGUGUCUCCCAAGAUGAUGUCUUCAUUUCCGAGACCGCCACGAACACAGUCGCCAACACAUCCUCGACAGCCGCAUCAGCUUCCUCCGACCUCAAUGGCUAUGCCAUCUGGAACGCCUGCGCUCAACUGAAUGAACGACUCGCACCAUAUCGAGAGAAGCUAGGCAAGGACGCCACCAUGAAGCAGCUCGCACAUGCCGCCUACUUCGACCGCGUCAAUCUCUCGGCCAACGGCUUCUACAAGACACCUGACAUCGGCUACGUCUGGGGCCCAAAUACCGGCCAAAUGUUCUUCUACUUCACUCAAGGCGUCGCUGCGGCCACUGUCGAAAUCGACACUCUGACGGGAGACUGGACCUGCCUCCGCGCUGACAUGAAAAUGGACGUAGGUCGCUCCAUCAACCCCGCCAUCGACUACGGACAAAUCGAAGGUGCCUUCAUCCAAGGUCUGGGCCUGUUCACAAUGGAGGAAUCGCUCUGGCAUAGAGGCAGUGGUCAGAUUUUCACGAAAGGUCCAGGGGCGUAUAAGAUCCCUGGCUUCAGGGAUGUACCUCAAGAGAUGAACAUUUCAUUGCUCAAGGAUGUCAAUUGGGAGAACCUGCGAACCAUACAGAGGAGUAGAGGAGUUGGAGAACCGCCUUUAUUCCUCGGGAGCGCGGUGUUCUUUGCGAUUAGGGACGCGCUAAAGGCGGCGAGGAAGCAGCAUGGAUGCGAAGAUGUACUGAGCCUUGUCAGUCCGGCUACGGUGGAACGCAUCAGAGUGAGCUGUGCAGAUCCCAUCAUAAAGAGGGCGCACGUGGAGCCGCAAGAGGGGGAGAAGAGUUUCUUCAUUUCGAUAUAA
Molecule: messenger RNA, 4077 nt
Organism: Fulvia fulva
Lineage: Eukaryota; Fungi; Ascomycota; Dothideomycetes; Mycosphaerellales; Mycosphaerellaceae
Product: Xanthine dehydrogenase
Exons: 2
Coding region: 1-4077 (1358 amino acids)
Molecular function (GO): iron ion binding; xanthine dehydrogenase activity; 2 iron, 2 sulfur cluster binding
Source: RefSeq, a predicted model, not a curated record